Molecule: messenger RNA, 750 nt
Organism: Tripterygium wilfordii
Lineage: Eukaryota; Viridiplantae; Streptophyta; Magnoliopsida; Celastrales; Celastraceae
Product: secreted RxLR effector protein 161-like
Exons: 1
Coding region: 1-750 (249 amino acids)
Source: RefSeq, a predicted model, not a curated record
AUGGAUGAAUUAACCUCUUUUCUAGGUUUUCAGGUGAAGCAAUCUCAAGAAGGGAUAUUCAUUUCUCAAACCAAGUAUGCAAGUAACUUGGUGAAGAAAUUCAAUGUAGCUUUGAGCAAACCAGCUCAAACUCCUGUGAGUCGAAGCACUAAGCUAAGUAAGGAUACAAUAGGAAAGUCUGUGGAUCAGACUUUGUAUAGAAGUAUCAUAGGAAGCUUACUUUACUUGACUGCAAGUAGGCCUGACAUUGCAUUUAGUGUUUGUGUGUGUGCUAGGUACCAAGCCGAUCCCAAGGAAUCUCACCUUUCAGCAGUGAAAAGGAUCUUGAAGUACAUAAAUGAUACACUAGACUUCAGAAUUUUCUAUUCAAAGGAUACUAAUGCGUCAUUGGCAGGUUACUCGGAUGUUGACUGGGCAGGUUACAGCGAUGAUAAAAAGAGCACUUCAGGUGGAUGUUUCUACUUAGGUACAAACUUGGUAGCUUGGCAUAGCAAAAGGCAUAAUGACAUCUCCCUCUCCACAACUGAAGCAGAAUACAUAGCUGCUGGAAGUUGCUGUACUCAAUUGCUUUGGAUGAAACAAAUGCUCGUUGACUACAGAUUGGAACAGGAAAGUAUGACCAUAUUUUGUGAUAAUAUGAGUGCUAUUAACAUUUCCAAAAAUCCUGUUCAACAUUUUAGGACUAAGCAUAUUGACAUUUGUCAUCAUUUCAUUCGAGACCUUGUUGAAAGCAAUUGUGUGAAACUUUAA